UGCGAAGUACUCUUUAGUUUGCGUUUGAAUAUCGGUCGGACGGUCGGUGGUGCGCCGUAGAAGUUACGAACUAGGCUAAACUCGAAGGGAUCCUCUAUACGUCGUCUGAACGUGCGUUCGACAAAGGAAAAGUAGUUCGCGAAAUUGACUGGCGAGACACGGGAGACACUCAGCCUACCCGUUGAAAGCUUGCUUGCUGUUUUUUUUUCAGCAGAGCCCGAUCUUGUGUUCAAUUUGUGCGCGAAUUUCAGCAAUUGAAGGAUAUCCAUUUAUGUAGUUUCACGCCGUUUUGUAGUAAUUCUCUAAAAGCAUCUUGUUAGCCAGCUCGAGCCGCACUGCGGCUUAUGAUUUUUUGGAGUAAUUUGAAGAUGAAUGGUGCCCUUCAAUGAACGGAAUGGUGUGGGGAUUAGGACACCUCACGGCAGCGGAGUGAAUGCAGGUAUCGUGUGUUUGGAGGUUACUUGACUGCAAAGUGAGCCGCAGAAGCGUCAUCGAAGACACGUUGGGUUCAGUUGAAAGUGAGAAAAGUAGGUCUCCUGACGAUUUGUAAUAAUCGGACAGCAAACGCAGUCAGCUGAAACUUUGGCGUAAGAUAGUUUUAUGAGUGAGCUGAUGAUUCACAGCUUCUACGCCGAGAAACCUCGUUACAGCCGUCGUUGUCACGUUUUGUCCCAGCGCUAGGGGCCUGUGUAUUAGUGCAUGGAGGAAUAAUUCGAUUGGUAAUUCCAUUCGUUUCGUUGCGAGGUGACGUGAGUUAACGUGAUUUGAUUAUCAAGUUCUGGUGUCGAUUUCUACGGACAAGUGUAUCCAAUCAAGUGUAAUCAAUAUAUCCGCUCACGUUUGUUUACUUGUGCCUGCGUAAAGCUUGAGCGGUUUUUGUGGUCGUUUCGGCAACAUUUGUUAUAGGUUUGUGGAAUGAUUUCGUUACUAGCGGUAAUCAGUGAGUGAGAGUUGCAAUGUUAACGACAAGAAAACCAGGACCUCCGGUGCCGCCAAGGCCAAGUGCUGCGGCCGUUGCCAGUGCAUUGGCAAAGCAUCGCGAAAACUCCCCCAGUAAUGUGGGAAUACAUACGCUGAAACCGCCACACCCUGGGCGCACCGUGGUUUAUAAAUCUCCCGGAUUUGAGGAUCAACUGAAGAGUCCUUCUCAACAAGUUGUGAGUCAAGGACAUUACAAUUUCAAUGGUGCUUUGAAUCACCACUCCACGUUGAAUGGAGUGGAUUAUCCAGCGAUGAAGACCGAAGUUUACCUUGAUGGAUCUAACAGUUUCAAUGUGCCGCGACCAGUUCAUCCUGCCGAGAUUAGCAUUAAUUGCUACAGCCACAAAAAUAUUUCCAACAUUGAAAACAACAAAUAUACUUAUACUUCAACGUGCAGUAUAAUCGAAGUAAAUUCUUCCUCAUCGGCGUCCACCUCGACAUCGUCCUCUCCAAUGUCGACGCUGCAGAAGUCAGAAUCUAAAACGAAUCUUCUCGUCAGCCACAGAACCACUAACGGUAAUGAUCCCAAUCAUCUUAAUUCUGCCGACGAAGACGAUAGCAUCUCCAGCCAAAAACUUAAUUCCUACAGCCGUCGGCACGGGGACCCGUUACAAGACGCCGCAAUUAAGCGUAAUUCAUCGGACGUGAUUGUGAUCAAUUCGGCGUCCUCGGAGCAUGACAGUGGCACCGAGCAAAACUCGGCGGACACCAAUAGCGUUACUAGUAGUAAUUCUCUCGAACGGGAAAAUAAUUUAAAAAAUCUUGAAACCCGCAAAGCGCACAUGACCGAAAUAAUCAUCGGCCUCGGUGCUGACAAUUUUUCAACAACUGCAACGGUGGUUACCAAUGGCAGUCCGACCAUCAUAGAAGCUCGGAAUAAUGCCCUCCUGGAGAGCAGGGCUUCUCCGGACUCGAACAACCAUGUGAUACGAAGCUCAUCGAUCCGGCUGCCGUACCGGCCGGAACCGGAGGGCGGCGAAUAUGUGACACCCUCGAACGACCAGAAUCGUCGAACUGUUAAAGUAAUCAAACCCCCGGCAAUCGAUCCGGGCACGAUGGAUUUGAAGUUGAGUGAAAAAAAGGUUGCAUUUCACGAGCUGCUCAUCUCGGAAUUAACCGCAAUGAGAAGUGCUCACGAAAACCCAGUUGACAUAGUGUCGAAACGACAGCGGUAUCCACCUGAAACACGAUCCUCGAGUGACGUUUCCCCGAGUGGCACCGCCUCUAGGAUGGGACGAAUUAGAACCGCCGAUUGGAUUGAGGUUGGCGACAACGGGAAGGAGGUGGUUCUUUCCAGUUGCCAAAUAAGCCUAGAAGAUUCUGGCAUGGAAGACGAGGAAAAACUAGACGACGCGUCUUCCGGAGUGGGGGAUUCCUGGGAUAGCGUGAAGGAUGCAGAGGAACGCAUCACGAUGUCCCUGCCGGGACUGCCCCCACUGCCGAAGAGUCUUAGUGGUUUUGAUCUGGCUGGCCAGCAGCUUCAAUCUCAUCAGCAACACCAUCAACAGCAGCACCAGCAACACCUUCAACAGCAGCAGUCACUACACCACCAGCACCAAUCAUCUCAUCAGCAGCAGUUGCAUCAGCUCCAGCUUCAGCACCAACAGCAGCAUCAUCUGCAACCUCCAUCGGUGCAGCAACAUCAGCCGCACCAGCAAUUGCCACCGUCGCUGAAUCAUCACCCGACGAACCCGUUCAUCCCGAUGGGAGUUAAUUUGCAGAGCGUUAGCAUGGCAUCGCUAGUGUCCCAGCGUGGCCAAUCGCCGGUCAGCACCGUGAGCAGCAGCAGCAGUAUUCCGGUCACACCGAAUAGUGGCGGCUCCAGUGGCGGCGGUGGCACCGUCAGGAAACCCACCACGCUGGAUACCCAGUUGGCUGUUUUGCGGAGAGAAAUGUACGGCUUAAGACAGCUGGAUCUGUCGCUGCUCUCCCAGUUGUGGGCCCUGAACGAGUCGAUUCAGGAGUUCCGCACGAUGCUGCAGGAGCAGGAAACCCUCUCGCCACCCUCGCCUACGCCGUCCAACUCGGACGCGAACUCGGUUUCGUCCGAUGAAGAUGAGGACGAAUCGUCCAACACCGCAACGGUCGGCGGCGGAAUCAUCCCAGGGCACCACAAUCUGAUCGAAUCGGUAGCCGCCGGUACGGUACUCGCUUCGUCCCAGUGCAGUAGGAUGCGGGCACCACCUCCGCCCCCACCCAGUCGGAAAGCGCCCUCGAGACCGGUUUGAAUGGCAGACAUCCCAAAAACAGAAAUGCUACUCUCAAGCUCUAGCCAAUAAUUAAUUUAACUCUUACUGUAUUCCGUGAUGAUCCGGCGCAGGUUCGGGGGGUGGUUACUGCAUGGGCUGCACCACACAGACACACACACACACACACAAAACAAAACGUAAGUCAAUAGAACAAGACGGGCUUUCUCUUCGUUGAGAAAUCCACGCCGAUAUCGUAAGUAAGUAUUUGCUCCGCAAUUUUUUGUACAUACUAAGUAAUCGUAAUUCCUGCAAAUGUGACAACUGCUAAAUAAAGAAACAUUGUUCCAAAAUUAGAAGUUCGCAUCGCGAUCCCGAUGAUG
Wyeomyia smithii (pitcher-plant mosquito) is the source of this 3550-nucleotide messenger RNA. RefSeq lists its product as uncharacterized. The transcript has 3 exons. The coding region runs from base 957 to 3209 and encodes 750 amino acids. The record is from RefSeq and is a predicted model, not a curated record. NCBI's taxonomy places the organism in Eukaryota, Metazoa, Arthropoda, Insecta, Diptera, Culicidae.